Molecule: messenger RNA, 1545 nt
Organism: Ziziphus jujuba (common jujube)
Lineage: Eukaryota; Viridiplantae; Streptophyta; Magnoliopsida; Rosales; Rhamnaceae
Product: ankyrin repeat-containing protein ITN1-like
Exons: 5
Coding region: 1-1545 (514 amino acids)
Molecular function (GO): protein binding
Source: RefSeq, a predicted model, not a curated record
AUGACACGUACAAGGAGGACGGCCCUUCAUGUUGCGGCCAUGGCUGGACAUACAGAAAUUGUGGAGACAUUGGUGGAGAACAUGUCACCAGAAGACUUGGAAAUAAAAGACUCAAGUGGUUUUACAGCUCUUACAGCAGCUAUUAGUUACAAUGCAAAUAUCAAAAUAGCCGAAUGCAUGGUUAAAAAGAACAAGAAAUUACCAACCGUGGUUGAUGAAUUGUGUAUGCCUGUGGUAUGGGCCUUUCGGUAUUGUCAUAUUGAAAUGGCUCGUUAUCUAUAUUCAGUCGCAUCGAUAGAAUCAUUAUUGUCGGACGACGACAAUCGUGCACAUGCUGCUGGGCUCAUAAACCAAGCAAUAAUGACGAAAUGUUACGAUGUCGCUUUGCAUCUUCUGCAGCAUUGUCCACAGUUGGCCACAACUGCUGACACAGCUGGAAUUGCUAUAGUUAUAGAUGGAGACCGUGUCAUUAAAGAGAUAUAUACAAAACCCCCCACCAAUCCUAAUAUGAGCUCAGGGUUCAAGAAAAUAUAUGAAAUGAAAUUGAUCCACAUUCAAACCUCUGAACUUCUACGGCGAAUGUGCGACGAAAUAAAAAAAUUAGAUGAAACCCAAAUGUCAAGACCAGAUAUUAUAACAACACUUUUUGAAGCUGUGGAAAAGGGAAAUUUUGAAUUUGUUAGAAGUAUAUUUAAGUCAAGUCCAGAUCUAGAGGAGGUCUACGGUUUCCAUGAGAGGAAUAUAUUUAUGGCUGCAAUUCGUUGUCGCCAGGCAAAACUUUUUAGCCUUAUUCAUGGAGUUCGCUCCAAAUUAAAAGCAACAAAUCAUAGAGAUCGAGAUUCUAAUAACAUGCUACAUAUGGCUGGCUUAUCAUUGCCUCACCCACAGCUUGAUCGUAUUGCAGGAGCUGCUUUACAAAUGCAGAGAGAAUUACAAUGGUUUAAGGAGGUGGAGUCAGUUGUACCUCCAUGGACAUAUGAACACAUAAACUCUGAGUCCUUGACACCAAGACAACUAUUUACAAGGGAACACAAACAAUUGUUAUCUGAUGGAGAAAAAUGGAUGAAAGAGACAGCAACAUCAUGUACUGUUGUUGGUGCACUCAUUGUUACAAUCAUGUUUGCUGCAACAUUUACUGUUCCUGGUGGGAAUGAUGAAGGAACUGGUUACCCAAAGUUUCUUGAUAACAAAACAUUCAUGCUCUUCAUCAAAUCAGAUGCAAUCUCACUUUUCUCUUCCACUACUUCAGUUUUAAUGUUCUUGGGAAUCCUCACUUCAACGUAUGAUGAAGAUGAUUUCCUCAAAUCUUUGCCUAAGAAGCUCAUGAUUGGCCUUGGCACACUUUUCCUCUCUAUUGCUGCAAUGAUGAUAUCUUUCUGUGCUGCUGUUUCUGUGAUGCUUGAUGAUAAGAAAUCUUGGCUUGCGUUUUUUAUAAUUUCUCUGGCUGGUAUUCCAAUUACUUUAUUUGUUUUGAUGCAAUUCCCUCUUCUUAUUGAGAUUUACCUUUCUACUUAUAGACCUAAUAUCUUUAAUAGGAAGCCAUAG